Molecule: messenger RNA, 1078 nt
Organism: Enhydra lutris kenyoni (northern sea otter)
Lineage: Eukaryota; Metazoa; Chordata; Mammalia; Carnivora; Mustelidae
Product: low density lipoprotein receptor adaptor protein 1
Exons: 9
Coding region: 7-936 (309 amino acids)
Cellular component (GO): early endosome
Source: RefSeq, a predicted model, not a curated record
GCGGCCAUGGACGCGCUCAAGUCUGCUGGGCGGGCGCUGAUCCGGAGCCCCAGCCUCGCCAAGCAGAGCUGGGGGGGCGGCGGCCGGCAUCGGAAGCUGCCGGAGAACUGGACAGACACUCGGGAGACACUGCUCGAGGGAAUGCUCUUCAGCCUCAAGUACCUGGGCAUGACGCUGGUGGAGCAGCCCAAGGGCGAGGAGCUGUCAGCUGCUGCUGUCAAGAGGAUUGUGGCCACGGCCAAGGCCAGCGGGAAGAAGCUGCAGAAAGUGACCCUCAAGGUGUCGCCACGGGGGAUUAUCCUCACCGACAACAUCACCAACCAGCUCAUCGAGAACGUGUCCAUUUACAGGAUCUCCUAUUGCACAGCAGACAAGAUGCACGACAAAGUGUUUGCCUACAUUGCACAGAGCCAGCACAACGAGAAUCUCGAGUGCCAUGCCUUCCUCUGCACCAAGCGGAAAGUGGCCCAGGCUGUCACCCUCACAGUCGCCCAGGCCUUCAAAGUCGCCUUUGAGUUUUGGCAGGUGUCCAAGGAAGAGAAGGAGAAGAGGGAGAAAGCCAGCCAAGAGGGCGGGGACGUCCUAGGCGGGGGCCUCCGAGACAGCACCCCGUCUUUGAAGAGCUUGGUUGCCACUGGGAACCUGCUGGACUUGGAAGAGACGGCCAAGGCCCCGCUGUCCACAGUCAGCGCUAAUACCACUAACGUGGACGAGGCACCGAGGCCUCAAGGCUUGAACAAUAGCAGUGUUGUUUGGGAGCUGGAUGAUGGCCUGGAUGAAGCAUUUUCGAGGCUGGCGCACUCUCGGACGAACCCUCAGGUCCUGGACACUGGGUUGAUAGCACAGGACAUCCGUUACGCCGAGUGCCACUCACCUGUCGACUGGGACAAGCCCGAUGGCCGCGGUGCAGAGCAGGAUGACCUCUUCAGCUUCUGAGGGCCCUGGUGCUGGCGGGACACGUGACAGACCAAAGCCACUUGUGACGGCGUGGGGCCGGCACCGGGACCCCUGGCCCUCUUCUGCUGGGUGGCAGCGUUGUCAGCCUGCGAGUCACAGCUGCCUCCAGUCAAGCAGGGGG